AUGGAAGCCAACUCCUCAGAAAUGGUUCGCGAGCUGCACGGCGACUUACAACGCAAAUGGAAAGCUCAUGGCCCCAGAGUCGAAACUGCCUGGCGCUCAUUCAACAAAGCUCAACGCGCGAAAUGCAUGAAAGCCGGCUCGGCAGAUGGAGUUGUCCUCAAGCACUCGUCGGACGUAUCGCUAGGCAACGUCUACAAAUUCAUUCCCGAGUGGAACCUCGUGGACAUCACAGCUCCUAACUCAGACUUCCUCCUCGACAUUCUCAAGCAUCGCGCCACCAAGACCCUUUUUGAACAGUAUGCUGAAGGCGUUAGUGGCACGCUUGGUGACCGCCAUCUCAUCGAGAAGAUGGUUCGGGAGAAGAACCUUCGUCACGUCGACCCGUUCAAGCAUUCCUAUACCUACUUCUACGACGAAAAGUACGGAGAGUCUUUCACGGUCCAGCCCAGGCAUCUUGAGGAGGUUAUGAAAGGUCUACGCAUCGCUGUUGACCAUGGCGUUCUCAUCCCGCGAUCUCUUGGAGAGCUGGUUCUUCAACGACAAAUCACUAUUCUUCAACUGCUCAAUGUGAUGAUCGAAGAUAUCCUCGAUCAAGGAUCACAGACCAGAGCGCGAAGCGGAGCGAAGAAGCAGUCUAAGAAUGCACCUCUUUCCGAGUCUGCCUCCAAACAGACAACCGUUAAACUUACGCCCCAGGAAAUGGCCGCCAUCGCUUCUGACCGAAAGUCCUCCCUCGAGGAGUAUUUGUCACUUCUCAGAACCGAGCCUACAGUCCUAUGCCCCGGUGUCAACGUCCAGUUCUUCAGCCGUCCUGAGCUUGUGCCUGACGAAAAAGGUCGCUCGCUGCCUGUUCAUACCGACAAGUACAUCGGACCCGCCUCCAAGGCGCAUCCUCUGGAGCGAGAGAAGCUUGACGAGAGGGAGUCCCGGACUCUGCACGACGUUGCUGCCAUCGUAGCAUUCUUCCAGGAUUUUUCUAGAGUGUACUCACUUCCAUCGGCGUCACGAAAGAAAGGAAAUCUGCUGGUCGCUGGCCUGCAAGAGGUUGAUACUGAGCUCAACCAGAUCAAGAAGGAAGUUGACCUGCGCGACUAUGCUGCACCCAUCGACAAUCUCCUAGAACCUGGCAUACGGGCACAAAGAUGGAUGACAUCUCUUUACCAAGAUGAACUAGAGAAGGCAUUCCGAAACGUUGAAGAACAGUACCAGCAGGCCAAGAAUAAGGCGAAUACGGAUAGCAAGACGGAUUUCGUUCCCAUCGACACCGCUCCCGUGGACACAAAGGAAAGAAUCGAGACUCGAAGACAGAAGGAAAAGACACGCCCAGAACAUUCCUCCGUCUACGCGAUUACCCCAAUCACAGACUCUGCUGAGGAAAAGGAACCUGGAAAGCCAACACAGCCACUAAAGGUCAGCUCAUCGACAGCCGAGGUUUUCGCGACCCUCUUCGACAAGACUCAGUCACGAGGAUCCGUCAGCUGGUCAUCAUUCGAGGCGGCCAUGUCCGAACUCGGAUUUUCGGUGCUGCCCGGAUUUGGAUCUGUGUACACGUUCAGACCUUCUGAGGAUAUGGAUAUCAAGCGGCCUGUUAGCAUUCACCGGCCUCACCAGUCGCAAAUCGAGGGCUAUUUGACCCUGAUUUUGGCGAGACGCCUGAACCGGGCUUUUGGAUGGAGUGAGGAGUCAUUUGUCACUGAGUAAGAGUGUCUCGUGUCACAAGCAUAUAUCUGGAAGGAUACUGUCUAUUUUGGGAUAGAUAGACAAAAUGUCGCGAUGUCUGCAACUGUAUUUCAAAUGUUAGAGUUUAGAAUGGCUCAAAGGCUCUCCAUCUCGUCACAGAUUGAUCGACAUUACCACGC
Fusarium verticillioides 7600 is the source of this 1859-nucleotide messenger RNA. RefSeq lists its product as hypothetical. NCBI's taxonomy places the organism in Eukaryota, Fungi, Ascomycota, Sordariomycetes, Hypocreales, Nectriaceae. The transcript has 3 exons. The record is from RefSeq and is a predicted model, not a curated record. The coding region runs from base 1 to 1701 and encodes 566 amino acids.